UUGAAGCGCUCCACGCGUUUUGUCUCAAUGCGUCCGAAGAAGAAGAACGGGCGGACCAAUAACAGCGCCCAUUUCUGUGUUUUUGAAUGAGACGCGGUUGACGGCUGCUCAAACACUUGUUUAUUACAUUCGUAAAGCUGGUUGAACUUGGCUUUUUCCAUUGAAAAGCUGUGAGUAGUUCCUGAGAACUCCAGGGUGAUGUCUUCCAGGAAGUCAAGUUCCAAUAGGGAAGACCUGUCCUCCAGCAGGUACGGAGAGCGAACGCCUCUUAGAAGCCUGAACAAUGAGAUCUUGUCAACUCCAUCACAGAGGCUCAAGUUCAAAUCUCAGCUUAGUGGUGAUGCUAUGAAAAUGGCAAUGGGUGGCAGUCCUCUCUGUAACUCUGAUCCCCGCUUGGAAACCCACUCUUCCCCUGCUGAUGAAACCCAAGCGGGUUCUGGACUUGGAGAUGUGACAUUUAAAUCUUUUAUUUGUGCCGGUGGCGAGGUUGAGAUUGCAGGCUCUUCUGUGUGCACAGAAGGUGGACUGACUUUGUCUGAAGACGCAGCUGCAGACACCACUGAAGCAGAAGAUUCAGCCGUCUCUCACAGCUUGAUGGAGCCGUCAUGCUGUGAUCACGUAGAACACCCCUAUUUCAGUCUUGAUGUUGAACAGCCUCCCUCUGCUGGCAUCAGUGCAGCUGAUGUGUGUGAAAUUUCCAGCAGGACCUUCUCUUUUUGUGACGUGGAUAACAAAGAAGACGCUCAAGAUUUACAAGCUUGUCAUGCUGACUGCGGUGAGGAGAAACACGUCACUUUGAAAUCGUUUGUUUGUUACGGAGGAGAGGUGGAACUUUCAGAUACCACCAAGCUACACGAAGAGACCAUUCCCCUUCCCGUGACGGACUUCAUUGAUUCAUCACAACACAACAAUACACAUACAAUUAACUGCUCUGACUGCGCCCAGCCAUGCCAAGCGGAACAUGUGGAUCAUCCAUACUGUAACAGUGAAAAUGGUAAAGCUCCUGACUUCACUACCUCUUCUGAAACAACAUUAACUGAAUUAACCCUGAAGCCAUUUAACUGCACAGGUGCUGAGGUUGAGACGUCAGUGUGUGCUGAACAUAUUGACGAGACUGUUCCUCUACCAUUUACUCACACUGUUUCCAGCUGUGAGACAUACAGUAAUAGUGUGGAUCCCAGUGUGUCAGCUGGCGACGAUGGUUUGCAGAAUAAUAGUGAUCGUUUAGAUAAUCCACACUGUACCAUAAAACACAAUUCCAUCAACGUUUCCACCAAUCAGGAGGUGUUUUUCUGCAGCUCCAAAGCUGUUGGAGUUGAGCCAAUGAUGGAAAGUGAAGGACAGGAUGUUGCUCAUGAACACUCCGUCGUUCUACUUCCAGCUGAGGAUGGGAAGUCUGAUGAUAACGAGGUUUUAGAGAAGCUCCCUCCAUUUCAAACCCAGUGUGGAAACUCUCAACCCAGUGAUGACUCCGUGUCUACUUCACUUACACAGGAUUUUAUAGAAGGAGCUGAAAGCCACCUGGAGAACAAUGAAGUUGUGGGUGAGCCAUAUCUGCCAGUGGAUACAGGAUGCUUACUGACUAAUAUGUCUUUAAAAGAUGUGAAUAACGACAAAGUAAAGUAUGAAGUGCAAGAAAUUGCAGAACCUUCUGAGGACAAUGCGUCGCCUUCGGUGGUUCGUGGAGAUGAAAGUUCUGACAGCAGCUGUCUUACAGCUUCAGCAGGAAUUCCUGCACAUCAAGAAGCGUCUGAGUUUUUGCAUUAUCUAGUGCAAGAAUGUUCCACUAAUGAACCUCCUGAAUCCAGCGGGGGACAAGACAGUGCUCUUGGCUCAUCCACUAACAAUCCAGCUAUUUGUAUGUCAACAGCAAAACCAAUGGAGGACCUUCAUGAUUUUUUGAAAGUCCUAUCAGAGUGUCCCUCAAUUUCCUCAGCCUUGCAGUUGGGAGUGCUCAGUCCUGCUCUAAAGAGAGCCUCUUUAUCUCUGCAAAAAGCUCCCGGGUAUUUGCCCCAGAACAGGUUUUUGGCUGACAAGUUUGCUCUUGAAGGUGACAAAAGCUUGGUGUCUCACGUUAACCCAGAGCUCUCUAAAUUAUGGACAGAGCAAAUUGAAAGCCCCAUGCCUCAUCCUCUGUUCAACUCCACGGCAGUAGGUUGCCUCUCUCAGCCAGGUUCGGCCAUGAAACAGAAAGAAGAUUCGGGGAAAAGGUUCUGUGCUUUGCCCCAGGCUGAAGGCGUUCCGUUGAUGCCCGAGGCUCAGCUUCAGCAGCAGCUGCGACAGAUAGCAGAGUUCCUCAUCCUGGCCUCUGGACAGAUGAGUGCUGCAGGACAUUCUGCUCCGCCCACAGGAUCUCACAGCGUCUGCGUCGGCACCAGUCCUGCAAAGCUGGUGGACCACAGCCUCAACACAUCUGGAACAUUUGUGAGAAGUAAAGAGUUACCUGUGGUGGACUCCUGCACUGAGACUGACCCGCUUGUCUGGAAUUUAUCACCAGGCAGCUUGGAGAGUCUACCCAGAAAGGAGCUGGAGCAGAGGUUGGUGUCCAGCCUGAUCAUGGUAGAGGCUCUCGCUCAACAGUUGACUGCAGCGAGGGCACAGCAGGGCGUGUCUGCAGGUCCUGCGCCUUCAGACCUGAGAGAGAAACUGGUGCAAACUGACCACACUGAACUCAGUCAGACCACAAUGUACAGAGACCUGUAUGCAGAGGCUCUGAGUAGGAUCAGUGACUUGGAGCUGGAUGGAAGCUCUCUGCAGAACCUCAUCCAGUCUAUGCAAGACACAAAGACUUUUAUGGCGGCUCUGAGCGGUGACACGGAUGCUGCUCUCUCUAACAUGAAGGAAUGGCGUGACAUUGUCAGAGAGGACCAUCAGAACCUCGCUUCACACUAUGAGCACAUGAAGUCCCUGUUUGAGAAAUCGAAGGAGAUGCAGAUGAGAAUGACGCAGAAGGUAAAAGAAGUUCUUCAUGAGAGGGAGGACAUGAGGACUCAGAUGGAAGAGGCCUUCACAGCCAAGGAUGCUGCUUUCUGUGCGAUGGAACAGCUAAGGAUGCACUGUGCUGCAGAAAUUUCAGCUCUGGAGAAAAGUGUUGGAUCGCAGAAAGAACUCUUGGCUGCCUUAAAUCAAACAUAUCCAGAGCAGGUUGCAUUAAACAAAACAAGUAGCGAAACACUGAACGCUGCCUCUGAUAUUUUGUCCCAAACAAUGGAGGAGCACUCCAGCUUGAUGAACGAGCUCCACAGUGUCAGGAUCCUCCUACAGAAAACUGCCCCCAUCCUCUUCCUUCUGAACGAGAAGACAGCUGCAGCUUUGAGAGAAAGGGACGAGCAUCGUUCUGCAAGAGACCGAGCUGUUGAGGACCGAGAGCAGAUUGAAGAAGAGCUGAAAGAAACAAACUUAAAUCUCCAAUCUGCCAGACAACAGAUUGGAGAUUUAACUCGGGAGGUGACAAUUCUGACGUCAGAAAUUAAUGUUCUGCGCCAGAAACUUACAGAAAAAGAGGAUGAGACGAGUCAGCUGGAGAGGAAGGUGACGGAGUUGUCGGCCACUACUUCCUCCACGAUGGCGUCCUACACGUUCCUGGAGCAGGCUCUCAUUGCUGAGACUUCCAAAUUGGAACAAUCGUGGAAGGACAUCAAACAAGCCAAUGAGAGAGCAGAUCAGUUGGAGGCGUCCCUGCAGGAGUCAAAGGAGCGUGUCUGUGAGCUGACUGGAGCUCUGAGUCAGAGCGAGGAUCACGUCGCUCAGCUGCAGACCCUCACUCAGUCUCAGAGUUUGCAGAUUCAGCAGCUCCAGGAUGCUUGUGCACAACUCAGAGGCGUGCAGGAAAUGAACGAGUUCCUGCAGAUGGAGAAUGAGUUGGCGCAGGAGCAAGUAGCUGAAAGCGAGCGAACGCUGAGGAUGAACCUGCAGGCACUCCGGGAGAGGAACAUCGAGUGUGAAGACCUUAAAGAGGACUUUUGUAAAUUCCAAGAGGAGAACAAGAAUCUGUGCGAGGAGCUGAAGACGACGAGAUCUGCAGCCAACGCGGCUCAGGCGGAGCUCGAGGAAAAAAUGGCUCAAGUGGUCACUGAGAUCACUCUGCUGCAUCACACACUGCGGGGGGUGACCAACGAGCUGCACGCCGCCCUCAGUGACCAGAAACAAGACCAGAAGGAGUCAGAAGUGCUCUGCAGCGUUGAGCGUCGUCGUCUCUCCAGCUCCUUUGUGGACAGCGUCAUGGUGGCAUUAACUGCUGAGACCGGCGAAGAUGUCAGAACUGACACAUCUGCUGCGUCCGGUCCUCCUGUACCACAGAGUGAGCCUUUGUUCAGUGAGACAAGCGCCUUCACCCUGAUUACAGCUCAAGCGUCUAAAACCAGUUUAGGUGCAGAAGAGGAGCAGCCGUGCGACGUGGCCGACCUUCUCUCCGGCCUCGGCGACACCGCCUCCGAGCUCGUCGGCGCGCUGAAGUCACUGCAGCAGCGCAGAGACGGUCAGCUGCACGAGCUGCACGACAUCAUCCGCAGCCUGCAGGCGGAGCAGCAGACUGCCAGCAGCCACCAUCAGGCUGAAGUGAUGGAGCUGAAGCAUGAGCUCAACCGUCUGCAGAACCUGGCAGAAAGAGGGAACCAGGCUCUGCAGCAGAAAUCUCUGGAUGAGAAAACCUUGACCAAGUUGAUGGCAGACGUUCAGGAGGCCCAGGAAAUUCUGAACAAACGCAAGACUGACAAUCACGUACUGCAAAAGGAGGUAGUUGAGCUUCGUCACACUCUGCAGCAGUCGAAAGUUGAGUCUCAGGUCCUCCGGGAUGAGCUGAGGAAAUCCGGAGGCCGGUCAGCCGACGCAGCUCGUUACACGGAGGAGAAGAUCCAGCUGGUGAAAGAGAUGGAGAGACAGAAGUUGAAACUUCAGGAAGCCGAGCAGGCCCGAUUUAAACUCCUCGAAAGAGCAAAGAGACACCAAAUCAUCCAUCAGACCAACAUGCAGAAAAGUGAGACAGAGCUGCAGAUUUUAAACAACAUGAUCAAUAAAGUCAGAGAGACGCUGCUGUCUUUACCUGAAGUCGUGAAACGUUGUGAACAACUCCAGCAGCUGCUCGAGUUCAUCGGCUGAUAUUUCUUUAGGUUAUGUUUAUUUAUGUUGUAGCUUCGUAUAAACUUUAAAAAAAUUAAUAAAGACUAAAAUGUUUUAAGCUUUUA
Molecule: messenger RNA, 5183 nt
Organism: Austrofundulus limnaeus
Lineage: Eukaryota; Metazoa; Chordata; Actinopteri; Cyprinodontiformes; Rivulidae
Gene: spag5
Product: sperm associated antigen 5
Exons: 25
Coding region: 199-5097 (1632 amino acids)
Biological process (GO): regulation of attachment of spindle microtubules to kinetochore; cell division
Source: RefSeq, a predicted model, not a curated record